GAACUAAUGCAAACAGUACCCAAAUUCUGUUUCCCUUUCGACUUGGAGAGGGCAGGCCACAGUCUAGCUGCCCAACACUUCACCUUUGUCCUAACUGACUUGGCUGGGAGUCGAAGAUUUGGCUUCUGCCGCCUGGGGACCAACGCCAGAAGCUGCCUCUGCAUACUCAGUGAUCUGCCCUGGUUUGAGGUUUUCUACAAACUGCUCAACAGUGUUGGGGACCUAUUAGCCCAGGAUCAGGUCUCUGAGGCUGAAGAACUUCUCUCUACCCUGUAUCUGCAUCCUAUACCUAGGCCAGAGGCCCCUUUGGGGCUGUCCCUGGACCAACAGGAGGGCAAGCUAAGAAUUUCCAGUCACCCCAGUCUCCUACCUCCUGCACCUGGGACAAACCAGCUGCUGUCCUGCUUCAUUGCCCCAGAUGCUGGAUGUCUGCCCUCCAUCCCUGAAAAUAGGAACCUGACAGAGCUAGUGGUGGCUGUGGCUUCAGAGAACAUCGUGGGCUUAUAUAGCUCUCUGCUCAGUGAGCGUAGAGUUCUGCUCAGUGCCAGCAAACUCAGCACGCUGACAGCCUGUGUCCAUGCAUCCUGUGGCUUGCUAUAUCCUAUGCACUGGGAACACAUACUCAUCCCCACACUGCCUCCUCACUUGCUGGACUACUGCUGUGCUCCCAUGCCUUACCUUAUUGGUAUCCACACCAGCCUCAUGGAGAGAGUUCGGGACAAGGGCCUGGAGGAUGUGGUCAUCUUGGAUGUAGACACAAACACCUUGGAGUCACCAUUCCAGGAUAUGGAGACACUGCCCCCAGAUGUGGUAUCCCUCUUGAGACUAAGGCUAAGAAAAGAGGCUUUGGCUGCUGGUGAUGGUGUGUCUCGACUCUUUCUGAGGGCUCAAGCUGUGCUGUUUGGUGGCUACAGAGAUGCCCUGAUCUGCAGUCCAGGACAGCCGGUGACGUUCAGCGAAGAGGCUUUUCUGGCUCAGAAGCCAGGACCCCUACAGGCCUUCAGGCAAAACGCCAUUCACCUCCAACUCUUCAAACAGUUCAUUGAUGAGCGCCUGGAGAAGCUGAAUUCUGGAGAAGGCUUCUCAGACCUGUUUGAGCAGGAGAUCACUAGCAAUGGACUAGCCUCAGGAAGCCUCCGAUCCUAUCAGCUCUGGGCAGACAAUCUGAAAAAAGGUGGAGGAGCCCUCCUGCAUUCUGUGAAGGCCAAAACUCAGCCAGCCGUGAGGAACAUGUACCGCUCUGCCAAGAUUGGGCUCAAGGGAGUACAAAACAGGUUAAGGUACAAGGAUAGCGACUCCUUGCUGCAGAGGGGGGGUUCUCUUCGGGUUCCAGCUCCUGACAACCGCUCAGAACGUCUUCAACAUCGCCUGCCCAUCACCCACCACUUUGGCCAGUCCAGGCCCUUACGUCCCCGUCCCCAGAGGUCCCAAUCCCGAUCUGAGGACCAGGUGCCCUGGGAGGAAGAACAAAGGGAGUCCCACUCUGGGUCUGAGGAACCCUGGGGACUGGAGGACUUCGACAGCAACUUCCUGGGUUCAGGAGAACUGGACCUGCUCGGGGAGAUACUGGACAAUCUCAGCAUUGGGACAGUUGAGCCUGGUGAAUCCCCUGGUCUACACUCCAGCCACAGCUUAGACAGCUGCCAUUUGGACCAAGACAGCUGUUUCAAAUCGGUACUCCAAGAGGAAGAGGAAACUCCAGAGGAGCAAUUACUGUCUCCCACAAUCCUUGCUGCAGCUUUUCCUGGUCAGGGGUCAGAAGAAACCAGGACUUCCCAAACCUCUGUGGAGACCGAGGACCCCCAACUACCUUCCCCGAGUCAUCAGCGCUUCCUGGCUGACAAAGAACUGCCAGAGCCUCACUUGCUGCCCACCAGGACCCUUGCUGUACCUCAUUCCUCCCAAGCAUUUGCAGAACCUGAGACUCCCAAUAUCUGUGCAGAAUGCAGGCCCCCUAGCCCUGCGCCUGUUCCCCAGAACACUGCUAGAGGGGUAGCCCCGAACCUCAGAGAGAGGGUUUCUGUUCAACCCAGGGUUUCUCAGCUCAAAAAGAGGUUUGAGGGUUAGGGACAAUUCCAGGUUAAGGGGUGCAGGGGAAAGAUCCAAUCACUAAUUAGGGUUUCCCCACUCCAAUACAAUAGUUAUUUCAUUUGUCCUAUCAAGUCCCACCCUAGACCUCAACCUCCCCCCAAUAAAGUUCUCUUUAUUCCCCAAUAAAGAUCUGUCCA
Molecule: messenger RNA, 2228 nt
Organism: Gracilinanus agilis (Agile Gracile Mouse Opossum)
Lineage: Eukaryota; Metazoa; Chordata; Mammalia; Didelphimorphia; Didelphidae
Gene: DENND1C
Product: DENN domain containing 1C
Exons: 20
Coding region: 7-2067 (686 amino acids)
Biological process (GO): endocytosis; endocytic recycling
Cellular component (GO): intracellular membrane-bounded organelle; cytosol
Molecular function (GO): guanyl-nucleotide exchange factor activity; phosphatidylinositol phosphate binding
Source: RefSeq, a predicted model, not a curated record